This is a messenger RNA of Frankliniella occidentalis (western flower thrips), 1648 nucleotides long. RefSeq lists its product as uncharacterized. The record is from RefSeq and is a predicted model, not a curated record. Lineage: Eukaryota; Metazoa; Arthropoda; Insecta; Thysanoptera; Thripidae. The coding region runs from base 464 to 1633 and encodes 389 amino acids. The transcript is spliced from 4 exons.
AGGAGGGAACGGAAAGGCAACGGUAGGGAACCGACCGUCCAGCGAGGAGCCGAGCGCGUUCGAGCCGAGCCGAAGCGGAGCCGAGCCAACAAGCGACUUCACUGCUGCCAUCUCUCGGACCCCGGAGAAAUUACGUCGCUCUUUAGUGCGGACAUCUGGCCGUGUACUUUACUUCACUUCCACUUCCACGUGAGCUUCGGUGAGGUCACGUAGUGCUGUCAGCUGUUCACUGUUGUUGUCUGAGUUCUGAGUUGUUGGGAAGAAAUGGAGCACCUUCCCGUUGUCGAGCAAAUCGUCGGGCUGACGAUGGCUCUCGUAGAAGAAGAAGAACUCGAGCACGAGGACCUUGCUCGAGCUGUGGCGCUUUUGAGUGUGUGGGAAAUAAUUGCCAUUGAGGAGGAAGGUUUAUUUCUCGGUGAGUCGUCAGUCGUCGCUAGGUUAUGAAGCGUCCUGUUACAAUCGCAUGUUUGCAAAUUGCAUUCCUUUGUCUGAUUUCCAUUUGUUUGCAGAAGGAGGAGAGGCGUCCUGGGAGUACGUCGCUGCGAACAUUGAUGACUAUCAUAGGAUGUCAAACAACUGUUUCAAGAUGCAUUUUCGAAUGAGUAGGCCUGUUUUUGAGUCUAUUUCUACAAUAGUCAAAGAUCAUCUGAUAGCCAAACGCAGACUUCAGAGAGAAAGAACUGAUUUUAACGAUAUUAUGCUCAUGGUUAUAUGGCUGCUUGCUACCCCCGACUCCUUCAGAAGCGUUGCAUUACGUUUUGGUGUUGUGCCUAGCAUCCUAUACUAUUUCUACAUAUAUAUAAUUGAAGCAUUACGUGAGCUGUCAGCUAAAUACAUCUCUUGGCCCAAAGAAGAAGAGAGGGCAGUCAUAAAGCAGACCUUUGAGAGAGCAACGGGCUUUCCUGGAGUGAUAGGAUGCAUAGACUGCACACAUGUUUACAUCACAGCCCCUGUCCUUGAUGCCCAGCAGUAUGUUAAUCGUCACCACACUUACAGCAUUAAUGUUCAAGCUGUGGUAGACAACAACUUGUUAGUUCGCCAGUUGCACGUAGGAGAGGCUGGCAGUGUAAAUGAUGCACGAGUCUUCCGGAAGAGUAACUUGUAUGGAGAUCUUUUGCACAGGCCUCUGGGAGCCAUAAGAAAUGUAGAUGAGCACCUUGUUGGAGAUGGGGCUUACACGGUGACUGAUUUUAUGAUGAAACCCUUUCAAAACAAUGGUGUUCUGACCAACAGGCAGAAACAAUUUAACAAAUCUCUAUCUCAGUGCAGAGUCAGAGUUGAAAACGCCUUUGCACUGGCCAAGGCAAAGUGGCGGCGUCUAAAGUUUAUGCAUGCUAGAAAUCCACGCAAUGUGGUUGACCACAUUGCUGCCUGCUUUGUGCUGCACAACAUGAUAAUGACCCAUGGUGAACCUGUUAUAGAUGAAGAGGCAUUGGCAAGACCAAUUCGACGCAAUCAAGUUUUGGGCAAUGAAAAUUUCAACCUUGAUGAAGGUGACAACAUUGCAGAUGAUGAUCAGCAGCUGCAAGCGGCAGCGGAAGUUAGGGGAGAGGAGAAGAGAUUGAUGAUAAUGAAUGAUGUUUUACCUAAUGUAGAGGGGGAAGAAGAGGAAGAGCAGGAAGAAGAUUUUUAGAGUUGUGUGCUUGUU